CCGCACUGGUCGGGAUAAGACCAGAUGAGGGACAUACGACUUCUUGUUUGUUGGAAGGAAACAUCUGAAUUGGUAAAGCUCGGUCUCUAGGUCCCUGACCCUUUGCCAGUGACCCCAGGACGGAAGCAUGGAUGCACCGACCAGCCUGGAGGACGAGGUGCUGGAGAUGGUGGAAGGAUCAGCCACCAUGGCAACCCUUUACAACAUCAGUCGUCACGUGUACGGGGACGUCAACAUCAACAACGCCACCUACUUCUCGUACUACCCGCACUCUCUGCACAUCGCCGCGGGCUACAUCCUGGCCUACCUCUUCAUCUUCCUGCUGUGCAUGGUGGGAAAUAUCCUGGUGUGCCUCAUCGUGCUGGGGAACCGUCGCAUGCGCACCGUCACCAACCUCUUCAUCCUCAACCUGGCCGUCAGCGACCUGCUGGUGGGAAUCUUCUGCAUUCCCACCACGCUGGUGGACAACCUCAUCACAGGUUGGCCCUUCACCAACAUCGUGUGCAAAUUGAGUGGUUUCGUACAGGGCAUGUCUGUCUCAGCCUCCGUCUUCACACUGGUGGCCAUUGCCGUUGAGAGGUUUCGCUGCAUAGUCUACCCCCUGCAGCCAAAGUUGACACUAUUCAUCGCUAAGGGGACCAUAUGGUUGAUCUGGGUGCUGGCGGUGGCUAUCACGUGCCCCGCGGUGCUCGCUCUGACCGUCGACAAGGUGGGCUACCAUUUCCUGGUGUACAACGACAACCUCAACCUCACCUACCCGCUGUACAUGUGCUACGAAAACUUUGCCAACCCGCUGAUGAAGAAGGCGUACACCGCCGUGCUGUUCACCCACAUCUACAUGGUGCCUCUCGCCUUCAUCACCGUCAUGUACGGAUGCAUCGGCGUCAAGCUCUACUCCACCGUGGUCUCCAGCCGCGACCAGCAAGAGGCCACCAACCACACAGCGCCGUGCCUGGCGCGAAGAGCUGGCCGUCCGGUCAUAUCCCAGAAGAAGAUCAAGGUGAUCAAGAUGCUGAUCGUGGUGGCCCUGCUCUUCAUGCUCUCCUGGCUGCCCCUGUGGACCCUGAUGAUGAUGACCGACUACGCGGGCCUGGACAGCGAACAGCUCGACCUGCUGUCCAGCUACUUCUUCCCGUUCGCACACUGGCUGGCCUUCUCCAACUCCAGCGUCAACCCCAUCAUCUACGGCUACUACAACGAGAACUUCAAGCGGGGGUUCCAGGGAGUGUGCAAGACCCGACCGUUCUGCUGCCUGUUCCCCUGCUGGCGUUGGGACAAGAGGGCCGGCCGAAACAGGAGGGGGAAGCCCGCCCACGGAGGCGGCAGCAACACAACGCGCCUCAAGGAUCCCAGCCCCAUCCCCAACCACAUGGUCUUUGGAGUGACGAACCGCGUUCACAACGAUCAGAACAGCGACCCCGUCUCGCUGGCAUUGGCGCCGAAGAGGCCGUCCCGGAUGGCGUGUGGCGUGGUGGUCCACUCGGAGCCGAGCAGCGCCAAGCCGCCCUCAGAGACGUCCACCGUGGUUAAGACGGGGCUGACGGGGAAGGAGCAAGACAAGGUCAGAUCCCUGGGGAAUGCGGUGGUCCAGGCGUGGGAUAAUAAGUAGUUUAGCUGAGUUUCCUCAAUGGUUAAGAUGAGGAGAUGACGAUAUUCUUUGGGUGACAAUAUACAGUAUGAGAUGGGAUUCAAUAAUGGAUUAUUAAUGUUUCAAAAGCGCAAUCGAAUCUAGGACUUUUGCACGCUGUUUCUCGUAAGUAAGGAGAAUAGAAACAUACCAUGUGGUCCAGCUGGGACUUCAGGGUCCUCUGCCUCCCUGUCACCUGAUGCCUGUCUGUCUUUGUCCCUCUGUCUGAAUCUCAAACCUUCUCUUCAGCCCUCAAGGCUUGAUUCCACCGGACGCGUUACGGCAACGUUACGGCAGCGGCACGUCUUGGCCGCGGUCACUGCAGCAGAUAGGUUCCACUCUAAUCAAUGAGACCAUUUCCACCGGGCGCGGCUGCGGAACGUCUCAGCAGCGUCCCAGGAGCGGCGUGCCGCGCCGCAGCGCUAUCAUUCCGUAGCAUUCCUAUUUUUGCCGCGAGCCGUUGCUGAACCGCGUCAAUUUCAACAGAGCAGAUCGAUCCGGGCAGGAAGUGAAAAAGUAAAAGUCAUAGAGCAUUCCGGUCAAUUUUCAAAAUAAAACACAAUAAAUAAAACACCAACAUUAUAACGUCAUGACCGGUGGCACCAGGUCAGCAGUCAAUCAAUCAAAGGGUCUCAAAUCAUCCUAUUUAUAAGAACAAUGUCAGAAAGGACAAAGCCUGGCAUUUAAUUGCAGUAGUUUUGGGAGUGGAAGGUGAGUACAUUAGGUUUAGGAUUAUCGCGGGAUCGCGGGAUCUCGUGAUCUCGCGGGAAUACGGCUGGCUCGCAAGGCAGCGUUGCGCUGCCGUAACGCGCCCGGUGGAAAUGCAAGCAGGGCAAAGUCGCGGCCAAGACGUGCCGCAGCCGUAACGUUGCCGUGAUGCGUCCGGUGGAAUCCCCGGGUCACAUUCAUUUCUGCUCUGAGCCUCCUGCUCUCUCUCACAAAGGCCUACUGUCUUCUCCUUUUUUCAUUGUCCUCUUUCCCUUCACUUUUAGCUUUCCUUUUCAUUUUUUUAUGCUGCUUGUCACUGUCCAGCUACUCUGUCCUGCAAGAUGUAAAAAGCUCCCUUUAAAAGCGUUACACUAAAAUACACUGUAGGGCAUUGUACUACUUUAUCAUUGUAUUCUUUUUGAAUUUUUUACAGUAAAGUAUGAGCACUGGUUCAAUUUUUGCAGCAUCAUUGCUGUGAUAUGAGGGAGUUGAAUUGUCUAGGCCAAGUAGGUAGGUGACUGCUUGGCAAAUCAAAUAAAAAUGCUUAGUAGUGCUUUUGUAGUGUUGUAACUUCACCCCCGAAAUGGGGACCGCCCUGUCAAACGUUAUGAAAUAGGUUCAAAUGUCAGUUUUAAUAUUUUGUAUUAAGCAACUCUUGUCUUGAAUAAAAUCUGAAACAAUGUAUGGGCAAAAAGGCUUCUACAUACCAUGAGCAAACGUUUCACUUUGAGUUGAUCAAUGGACGUGAUCAGGGCCGACGGACUGCGGGGGAAAGUGAGGCAGUCGUGGGGGGGCCCAAGGCAGAGGGGGGGCCCAUGGCAAAAAAAAAAGAAAAAAGAAAUUCGAAUUAUCCACCAGCCCAUAGUGUUAGGAGUCGCACAUGGCCUCGUCUCGU
This is a messenger RNA of Gadus chalcogrammus (walleye pollock), 3230 nucleotides long. RefSeq names its product neuropeptide FF receptor 1 like 2 (gene npffr1l2). The transcript has 4 exons. NCBI's taxonomy places the organism in Eukaryota, Metazoa, Chordata, Actinopteri, Gadiformes, Gadidae. The coding region runs from base 128 to 1609 and encodes 493 amino acids. Gene Ontology annotation, molecular function: peptide binding; neuropeptide receptor activity. The record is from RefSeq and is a predicted model, not a curated record. Gene Ontology annotation, cellular component: membrane. Gene Ontology annotation, biological process: G protein-coupled receptor signaling pathway.